AUGUCAGCUGUGGCAGCGGUGGCGGCGGCGGCGGCGACCGCGACGGACGACCCGGACGGAUACGAAGCCGGCAGUCAGGAGGACGACAUGGGAGCCGCCGAACGGGACUUGGCCGAGGACGCGCGCUGGAAGCUCAUCCAGCAGAACACGUUCACACGAUGGGCCAACGAGCACUUGAAGACGGCCGGCAAGGCCAUCGGCAACCUGGAAACGGACCUGGGAGACGGGCUCCGGUUGAUCGCUCUCAUCGAAGUGCUUAGCGGCAAGCGGCUGCCCAAGCACAACAAGCGGCCCACGUUCCGGUCGCAGAAGCUGGAGAACGUGUCCGUGGCGCUCAAAUUCCUCGACGACGAGAACAUAAAACUGGUCAAUAUCGAUUCUUCCGAUAUUGUUGAUUGUAAAUUGAAAUUGAUUUUGGGAUUAAUAUGGACGUUGAUUUUACAUUACUCUAUAUCGAUGCCAAUGUGGGAUGGCGAAUUUGGUGGCGAGCAAGUACCAAACGAAAAAGGAGCAACACCGAAACAAAGAUUACUGAACUGGAUCCAGAGUAAGGUUCCCGAUAUACCGAUUUCGAAUUUCACUACAGACUGGAACGACGGAAAGGCCGUCGGCGCUUUGGUCGAUGCCGUGGCUCCGGGCUUAUGUCCGGAUUGGCAGGAUUGGAAAUCAAACAACGCACUUAAAAAUGCAUCGGAAGCCAUGGGCUUGGCUGACGAUUGGCUUAACAUCAAACAACUCAUCAAACCCGAAGAAUUGGUCAGCCCCAACAUGGACGAACAAUCCAUGAUGACCUAUUUGUCUCAGUACCCGAACGCAAAGUUGAAACAAGGAGCUCCGAUUAGAUCAAAAACCAACCCUAGCCGCGUUCGUGUUUACGGUCCUGGAAUCGAACCCUCUGGGCCGGCCGUGGGAGCCAAAACGAAUUUCACCGUUGAAACGUUUUCCGCCGGCAAAGGCACAGUCAACGUGUCUGUGGAAAACCCCAAAGGAAAAGCUGAACCGGUUGAUCUGGUUUUCAACAACGACCGAAGUCAAACUUACACGGCCACGUACAAACCGGUCGUCGAAGGACCGCAUAAAGUGCACGUGAACUUCUCCGGGGUACCGACUCCGAAAUCUCCAUAUCACGUUAACGUGGAUGCGUCAGCUGGUGAUCCAAACAAAGUAAAUGUCUUCGGGCCAGGUAUACAACCCGAAGGCGUGUUCACGAACCGACCAACUUAUUUCGAAAUCCAUACGAAAGAUGCCGGAAAAGGUGUUCCCGAGGUGAUAAUUCUCGAUCCUGCUGGCCGAGAGAACACGAUACCGGUGAAACUCAAGAAAGAACCUAACGGAGUGUAUAUAUGCGAUUACACGCCGGUCGUCCAGGGAGUGCACUCGGUCAAUGUUUUCUUCGCAAAUCAACCUGUGCCACUGAGCCCAUUUGCUGUUGGCAUAUCGAAUGCAUCUGACGCUAAACGCGUAAGAGCCUUUGGACGAGGUAUACAACCACAUGGCCUUAGAGUCCAAGAUGAAGCCAAGUUCAAAAUUGUCACCGAAGGAGCAGGCGAAGGCGUUCCAGAUGUGAACGUAAUCGGACCGGGUGGAGUCAAAGAACCCGUAAACAUGAAGAAACUCGACGCACACACGUAUGAAGCAACUUACUAUCCGAGGAAAGUCGGCCGGCACGUCGUGAUGGUGACGUUUGGAGGGGUGGAAAUCCCUAAAGCACCUUUCGAAGUGCACGUCAACCCAUUCAAGGAGACUUUGAUUCGUGCUUACGGACCUGGACUUACCGGAGGCGUAGUUUCGCAUCCAGCGAUGUUCACUGUCGAAACAAACGGAGAAACUGGUUCGCUAGGAUUCAGUAUUGAAGGGCCUUCAAAGGCGAAAAUCGAUUGCCAGGACAACGGUGACGGAUCGGCGGACGUCAGGUACUAUCCGAUGGCGCCAGGAGAGUAUGCCGUGCAUAUAUUAUGCGAUAACGAGGACAUACCUAAGUCACCCUACAUGGCCAACGUUGUGCCCAGUUCGGAUUUCUAUCCCGACAAGGUGAACUGUUACGGCAGUGGACUGCAACCGAAUGGCGUCAUACAAGGAAAACCUGCUGAAUUCGUUGUGGACACGAAAAAAGCAGGAGUAGCUCCACUUGACGUAAAGGUCAUAGAUUCGAGUGGCAACUUUAUAGAACCCGUGUUGAAAGACAACAAAGAUGGUACACUUUCUUGCAAGUACGUCCCGAAGUCGAUCGGCAAACACACGUUACAGGUCAGUCACGGAGGCGUCGCUGUACCAAAAAGUCCGUUCCGCGUGUUCGUGUCACAGCCGUUGAACGCCAACAAAGUACAAAUAUUUGGACCCGGUAUUGAAUCCGGCGUCAAGACCAACAAACCCAAUCAUUUCACCAUUGAUUGUUCCGAUGCCGGAAUCGGCGAGCUGAACGUGAAUCUGGUAAACGAUAAAGGAGUCAACGUGCCAUUGCAGGUCAACGAUAACGAAGACGGUUCGUUCCUCAUUGACUACGUCCCGACCAACUCAGGCGUUCACAAUUUGAAUUGCACUUACGGUGGAGUCAAGGUGCCUGAUUGCCCGAUCAAGAUCAACGUACAGUCUCCGGUGGACUUGUCCAAAGUCAAAGUGGAUGGUCUCGAAACGCUGGCUCCGGUCAACAGUCUGCAGCAGUUCCGGGUGAUGACGCGGGAAGCCGGUAGGGCGGAAUUCGCCGUGGUGAUCACAGGCCCGUCCGGUGGUUCGGUGACGGCGCACGUGGUUCCCGUCGCCGACGGUUACGUGGUGAACUUCACGCCGACCGAGGUGGGCGAGUACCGACUGAGCGUGACUCUGGGCGGCGAACAGGCGGGCCGACCGUACCGUAUGACGUGCACGCGGGCCAGCGACCCCGGCAAGGUGACGGCCCAUGGACCGGGCCUGGCCGGUGGCCCAGUCAACCGGCCUGCCGAGUUCACCAUCGACACGAAACGCGCUGGCCAGGGUGGCCUGGGCGUGACGGUCGAGGGCCCGUGCGAGGCGGCUAUCAAUUGCCGGGACAACGGGGACGGCACGUGCUCGGUGGCUUACAUGCCCGUCGAGGCCGGCCACUACGUCAUCAACAUCACAUUCGAUGACCACCCAAUUCCUGGGUCGCCGUUCAACGCGCUGGUCGGUGGCCGGGCGGCUGGCGAUGCGCCGCGGCCGCCCAACAACGUCAAGGCGUCCGGCAACGGUCUGCUGGCCAAUGGUGUUUUAUUGGGAUCACCGACUGACUUCUCCGUGGAUUCAAGAGCCGUCGCCAAGUACGGCCAAGGGGUCGUUACGUGUACGGUAACUAAUCCAUCUGGCACCAGGACAGAAACGUUCAUAACGCCUCAAAGCGACGGAACAUAUAAAAUCAGUUACACCCCGUUCGAAGCAGGACCACACACCAUCGACAUUUAUUACGACGGCGUGCCCAUAGUUGGCUCACCGUUUUCUGUGAACGUGAGACGAGGAACCGACGCGAGCAAGUGCAGAGCUUUUGGACCGGGUGUGAGCCGUGGAGUUAUCCACAAAGUCAACACUUUCACCGUCGAAACAAAAGGAGCUGGCACUGGCAGCUUAGGUUUGGCCAUCGAAGGGCCUUCCGAGGCGAAAAUGACGUGCGUUGACAAUCGCGAUGGUUCGUGUACGAUCGAAUACACGCCUACUGAAUCUGGUGUUUACGAUGUGAGCAUUCAGUUCGCUGAAACACACAUUCCCGGAUCACCGUUUAAGGUCCAAGUCGAUCGUCCUGAUCGUCCUGCAACCGCCAAUGACAUAAAUGUGAGCGGGCCAGGCAUCAACCCAAAAUAUAUCAGGGCCAACACGCCCAUCACGUUCAAAGUAGACGCUUCGAAAUCUGCUAAAGGAAAAGUAGACGUGAAAAUGGAAAUCGACAAAGGUGUUGCACAUGCACAACCGAAACCACCAAUUAUUCGAGACAAUGAAGAUGGUACCUACGAUGUUACUUACACUCCUAAUCCAGAAGGCGCUCUACUUGUGGCCAACGUAUUGUACAACGGACAUCAUGUACCGAAUAGCCCUUUCAAGUUCAGAGUUCGGCCUAAGUUCGAAUUGGAUAAAAUCAAGAUCGAAGGCCCCGGCGUGUCCGACUCUCGAGGUAUCAAGGCUUCUGUUCCCACGUAUUUCGUUGUGGACGCUACUGACGCUGGUUCCGGAAAAUUGGACUUGAGAAUUAUGGGACCCGAUGGUUUUCCCAGGCAGGUGGACAUCGAAAAGAACGAUAAUUUAUACAAAAUUAAGUAUACUCCGGAUGACUGCGGUCGGUACACGAUCGAAGCGCUAUAUGAUGGCAAACCAUUACCACAAUCGCCGAUUCAAGUACAGGCGUACUCCACUGGAAAUGCGGACAAUUGUCGUAUCACGGGGAACGUAGAGAGCCGAAUACUGACGGGUAAAAACCACAGCAUCGUCGUGAACGCCAGGAACUGCGGCGACGGGAACUUGACGUGCCGGAUAAGACCGGUGGACGGGCAUUUCUUCGUAAACACAGAAGUUGUGCCGAAAAACGAUGGCACUUACGUGGUCAACUAUUCGGUAAAAGAGCCCGGGGACUACACGUUGACGAUGAAGUUCGGCGGUCAGCCAGUCAAAGACGGGUUUUACAAAUUUACGGCCACCGAAGAUACGGUCGGAGUAAAACGGUUGCCCAGAGACUUUGCUGAGCAACUGCGCUUCGACGAGUACGCCCAACAGACAAUCACCACUACCUCCAAGACCACCUCCACCACCACCGACGAGUAUAGGCCCGUGGCUUUGGACAAGAUACCGGUACCUUCGUGCGGCGGACAUUUGACAGCUGAUAUUGCGAUGCCGAGCGGUAAACGAGACCAACCGUCCGUCGAGGAUAAUCACGAUGGAACAGUCUCACUUAAAUACGAUCCCAAGGAAGAGGGCUUGCAUGAGUUGUUCGUUAAGUACAACGGAGAAAACGUUCAAGGUUCGCCAUUCAAAUUCCACGUCGACUCCAUCACCAGCGGCCACAUCACGGCUUAUGGGCCGGGGCUCAUGCACGGCGUCAGUGGAGAACCGUCCGACUUUACCAUAUACACGAAAGGAGCCGGAGCCGGUGCGUACAUCAACAUUUUAUAA
Messenger RNA from Macrosiphum euphorbiae (potato aphid), 5106 nucleotides. Lineage: Eukaryota; Metazoa; Arthropoda; Insecta; Hemiptera; Aphididae. The record is from the annotation of a GenBank genome assembly.